AUGCCAGGUACAUCGAAAGGAGUUGCUAAGGCGAAAACGAAAGUGGACAUUGUAGGUGAGCAAGGGACGCGUUCGGCGAUCUCGAAGCGGCCAGAUCGUUUAUCAAUCGAAGGGGCCGACGAGUUGAGUACGCAGGACGGAGCUGACCACGUGGCAAGGAAAGCCGUACCUAACCUCAACAAUGACCCUGCCAGUGAUGACGUGGCACGUCGGCUAGUCAUGCUGAAGCAACGACAGGAUUUGGAGAAAAGGCGUUUGGAGCUGGAACUUCAGCUGAAAUUCGUGUGUGAAGAAGAGGAGUUGUUAAGGGUUGGUAAAGUUGAGUUUUCGACAGUUUCACCCCAGUUUAACUCUUUUCAGCCGGAAGAGAGUGCGGCGAAAACCAGUAAAGAAGACUCAGAUGUAACUCCUCGUCAAGCGGUCGCUAGGAAGAAUGUCCCAAAAGAGCUCCCGACCUUCACAGGUGAUCCGGCUGAGUGGCCGAUAUUUAUUUCUCACUACGAGAAUACCACCAGGCGAUGUGGAUACUCCAAUUGGGAAAAUAUGCUGCGGCUGCAAAAGUGCUUGAAGGGACCUGCGUUGGAAGCGGUGAGCAGUCGUUUAAUGUUGCCGGAAUCGGUGCCGCAAGUUAUCGAAAAGCUCCGGUCAAGAUAUGGUCGACCAGUGCACCUGAUAAAGACCCUAAUAGCGAAGGUACGCAAGAUCCCAGCUCCGCAGGUUGACAAGCUGGAGAGCAUCAUAGAGUACGGUGAGGCGGUGCAAAGUAUGGUAGAUCACAUGGAGGCAGCAGGCGCUCGGGCACAUUUGACGAAUCCGAUCCUAUUGGAAGAGGUGGUCGGCAAGCUGCCGAACGACCAGCAGUUGCUUUGGGCACACCACAUCCGAGGGGUGGAUGAGGAUUCAUUGGACCUUGUGAUGUUCAGUGAUUAUAUGGAGAAACUGGCGGAAGAUGCUGCUAGGUUGACGACAGUGGAUUCUCCGUCAAUGCGUGGGUCCCACAAGGGUAAAAGGAGCUAUGUAAAUACGCAUUUGGAGGCAGACGGUAAUGCGACGUCGAUAGCAGCGGAUAGAAGCUGUUUGUUUUGUCAUGGAACGGGGCACGGAUUGACCACGUGCUACAAGUUUAAAAAUCUGCCAGUGAAGGACCGAUGGCAAAAGGCACGAGAGUUGUCGGUGUGCUUCAGUUGUCUAGGGAAGCACAAUUGGCGGAAUUGUCGAAACAGAGCCGUUUGCGGGAUCGGUGGUUGUACGUAUCGACACCAUGCGUUGUUGCACGAUAAGGCGGAAUCGAGUGGUGGCGCUGGAGAAGGACGAUCGGAAGGUGGAGUUGUUGCUGAGAGCAACCAUCACCAAUACACAUCAUCGACGGCGAUAUUCCGCAUUGUACCAGUGACUUUGUAUGGUCCGGCUAGGAACGUAUCAACAUUUGCCUUCCUGGAUGAAGGAUCGUCUGUGACGUUAAUGGAUGAGGACGUAGCGGUGCAGCUUGGUGUUGAGGGGGUGGUGGAACCACUUUGUAUGAGAUGGACCGGUAACACCCAGCGUAUUGAAAUGGGGUCCAGGCGUGUCGACCUCAAGGUGGGACCGUCCGGAUCAUUGAAAAAGUUUGCCAUGAACUCGGUACGAACGGUACCUAAUCUGAACCUGCCAAAACAGACGUUCCAGCUGGGUGACGGAAUGGGAAAGCAUCUUCAACGUUUACCGCUACAACAGUAUCGGGAGGCGGAACCGAAACUGCUCAUAGGGUUGGAUAAUCUGCGGUUGGCGGUCCCUCUCAGGACUAAAGAGGGAAAGGAAGGGGAACCUAUCGCAGUGAAGACGCGCCUGGGAUGGUGCAUUUAUGGAAAACCAUUUAAUGGUUUGAGCGAACAACUGUUGCAUAUAUGUGAGUGCAACAGUGAGGACAGCAUCCAUCAAGCGAUGCGAAAGUUCUGCGAAACCGAGCAAUUAGGGGUAUCGCGCGUUGUGGAAGUUCAUCCGGAUGAUCAACGCGCGCAAAAAAUACUAGAUGAAACCACUGUUCGUGUUGGAAACCAUUUCGAGUCAGGAUUACUAUGGAAGACGGACAGUGUCGAGCUUCCUCCCAGCAGAGAGAUGGCGCAACGUAGACACGUUUGCUUAGAAAGGCGCAUGGAACGGGAUAAUGUUCUCAAAGAGCAAGUGCAUCGACAGAUUGGCGACCUCGCCAGCAAGGGAUAUAUCCACAAGGCUUCGGAACAGGAGCUCGUGGAUUGUGAUGAGAAACGUGUAUGGUAUCUACCAAUAGGAGUGGUUACAAACCCAAAUAAACCAGGGAAGGUUCGGUUGAUUUGGGACGCUGCAGCAAAGGCGCAUGGGAAGUCGCUUAAUGAUCAUCUGCUAAAGGGUCCGGACGAUCUGUUGCCUUUGCCUGGAGUACUCUAUCGGUUUCGGUUGUAUGGGGUGGCCACCUGCGCGGACGUGAAAGAGAUGUUUCUGCAGAUAAGGAUCCAUGCAACGAGGACCUUGUACGACAGCGGUGAGUGGCACGUGUUCGUUGAUGCCAGUCAACACGCAUAUGCUUGUGCGUUAUAUCUGCGAAUAAUCGACGCUACGGGUGAACCGCAAUGUACGCUUAUUGGUGGGAAAGCGAAGGUCGCACCGCUGAAAGCACUAUCGAUCCCUAAACUGGAACUACAAGCUUGCGUGUUGGGCGCACGAAUGUUACAGUUUAUACAAAACCACCAUCCACUCGGAAUUAGACGGCGUGUGCUUUGGACGGAUAGCACGGUUGCGUUAUCGUGGAUAAGAGCAGAUCCGAGGAAUUAUAAACCCUUCGUAGCCCACAGAGUAGGCGAGAUACUAGAAACCACAUCUCCGGAGGAGUGGCGGUGGGUGCCAACCGAUUGUAAUCCGGCAGAUGAAGCCACGAAAUGGAAAGGAAGGCUGAAUUGUGAUUGGGACAGCAUCUGGUUCCAGGGACCGAACUUUCUGCUUCAACCCGAAGACGAGUGGCCGACACAACGAGGCAAUAACAGUGAUACGGUAGAGGAACAGCGUCGAAUAUACCUUCACGUGGAGGAAUCAAACUACGAGAUUCUACCUCUAAAGUGGGAGCGAUUCAGCAGAUUUGAGAAGCUGCAAAGGACCGUCGGUUGGAUUGUCAGGUAUGUGGACAAUUUGGAACGGAAGAUGCAAGGCGAACCGGAACAAGGUGGAGUUCUAAGGCAGGAAGAACUCGUUAAGGCGAACAAUAUUCUAUGGCGACAAACACAACUGCAAUAUUAUGCAGACGAAGUUCGUGCGUUACGUGUUGAUGAUGGUGACUCAAAAUCGGGAAGACGGGUUACUAAACAGAGUCCAAUCUACAAACUAUCACCAUUCAUGGAUGAAGACGGCGUGUUACGAAUGCGAGGAAGAGUAGGAGCAGCGGUGGGAGUCCCCUAUUGCGCCAAGUAUCCUGUGAUACUGCCCAGAACCUCCAAGCUUGGCGAACUGAUAGUUGAACGAUACCAUCGAAUAUAUCGUCAUGCGAACAAGGAAACGAUAGUGAAUGAAGUACGGCAACACUAUCAGAUACCGAAGCUGAGAACGUUGGUGAACAGAAUCGCCAGGAACUGUGUGGUUUGCAAGAUACGGCGGUCAUUACCACAAGUUCCACCUAUGGCACCAUUACCAAAAGAAAGGUUAACACCGUUUAUUAGACCGUUUAGUUUCACGGGACUGGACUAUUUCGGACCAGUCAAGGUAAAACGAGGAAGGACAAACGAAAAGCGAUGGGUGGCUUUGUUCACGUGUUUGACAAUACGUGCCAUUCAUUUAGAGGUGGUGCACAAUUUGUCAACCGAAUCGUGUGUUAUGGCUGUCAGACGAUUCGUGGCUAGACGAGGAGCACCGGUGGAGAUCUUUAGCGACAACGGAACGAACUUUUUGGGGGCAAGUCGGCAACUGCGGAAGGAAAUCGAGGAGCGCAAUGAAAAUCUGGCUGCGACUUUCACCAACGCGCACACUCGUUGGACUUUCAACCCACCAGGGGCUCCACACAUGGGCGGCGUGUGGGAGCGCAUGGUGCGGUCGGUAAAGGCGGCGAUCAGCACGGUGAUGGAGAUAAAUAAUAAGCCCGAUGACGAGACGUUCGAGACGGUUCUGUUGGAUGCUGAAGCAAUGGUCAACUCGCGACCAUUAACGUACAUUCCCGUGGAUCCGGAGAACCAGGAAGCGCUCACUCCGAAUCAUUUUUUGCUAGGUAGCUCUUCGGGCGUGAAGCAACGUCCAGCGUUGCCUACGUGUUAUAGUUCUGGAUUAAAGAACAAUUAUAGGUUAGCGCAACACAUAUUGGACGGUAUGUGGAGGAGAUGGCUCAAAGAGUAUUUACCAGUGAUUACUAGGCAGAGUAAAUGGUUUGACAACGUUCGUGAGCUAAAGGUAGGAGAUUUAGUACUGGUGGUGGACGGGAACGUAAGGAACAUGUGGAAACGGGGAAUAGUGGAUCGAACGAUAACAGGAGCUGAUGGACACGUACGGCAGGCAUGGGUGCGUACUACUAGCGGCACGUUUAGGCGACCUGUAGCCAAGUUAGCAUUACUGGACAUAGUUUAG
Molecule: messenger RNA, 4557 nt
Organism: Anopheles marshallii
Lineage: Eukaryota; Metazoa; Arthropoda; Insecta; Diptera; Culicidae
Exons: 2
Coding region: 1-4557 (1518 amino acids)
Biological process (GO): DNA integration
Molecular function (GO): nucleic acid binding
Source: RefSeq, a predicted model, not a curated record